Bursaphelenchus xylophilus (pine wood nematode) is the source of this 1744-nucleotide messenger RNA. NCBI's taxonomy places the organism in Eukaryota, Metazoa, Nematoda, Chromadorea, Rhabditida, Aphelenchoididae. The record is from the annotation of a GenBank genome assembly.
AUGGAUCAGAUCGGCGACGAUCAGGCCAGCCCAGCUUAUCUUCUGCGACGAGCUAACUCCGGUAAGUUUUUGUCGAUUUUCAUGGAGGAUUUUAGGAGUCAAAAAAAGUUGUGUAUUAAAAAAAAGUUUGUGUAUUACAAGGCGUAUUGCCUUUUACUUUAGUUUGAAUUUACUUCUGUUUUUUAAAUGUUCUAUUUUGGUUUGCAUCACAAGGCAUAUUACUUUUCCUUUAGCUUGAAUUUAAUUCUUCUUUUUUUAAAAUGUUUUUAUCCUCAGUAAUUAAAUAUAAUUUUAGUUGUAGGGCUUGACAACCUCGGGUUUUCCAAUUUCGAUCUCCGUGCCUGCAGCAUUUCCUGCCCUUCUACCUCCCGCUAUGCCGGCAAUGCCGAGACCGGCUCUAAUGAAUGCUUUACGGUCUGGGAACCUGUAUUCCUACGACAAGAAUGGACUGUAAGUUUUAUUACCUACUAUAUUUAUGACAUCUUUAGAUCAAUAACAUCAAGGCAGCUCUCGAGUUAACAACUCCAGGUAUUUGUAUGAGAAGUCGGGCGUUUAAAGAUGAAUCGAUGCCUGACAUCAGUUGGCAGCUGUGUUUAUAUCCAGGAGGCAAAAGGGAAGAAAACAAGAAUAAUGUUUCCUUGUUCUUAAAGAUGUCUACUAGUCAUGCUUCCAAAGAAGUAAGUCGAAUCAAAACGAAUUUUACCUGUUUUAUUUAGUUCACCGUGCGGGCUGAGUACUGUUUCUACUUCAUGGACGAUAACAACAAAUCUAAGUUCAAUAAUGUGAAUACCGGGGAUUUCAAGGUCAAACCAACGAAAGGAUCUCAUUCUUGGGGUCUCAGGAAUAUCCCCAGAGCCAAAGUAAUUAACAGUGUGAGGUCCGACGACUCUCUACACAUUGUCUGUGAGAUACAAACGGUCCCAGACUUUAACCGAGUACCUCCUGUUGUGUAUAAAAAAGAAUCACCGAUCAAUCAGAGCCAAGUAUGUUGUAUUUAACUUAUAAUAACUUCUUUUAGUUGAUGCGUGACUUUGUUGGUCGCUUCCACGACAUGUACGAAACCGGUGAAGGUUCAGAUUUUGUGAUCGAAUGUCAAGGGCGAGAAUUUGCCGUCCACAAAUUUGUUCUGAUGGCUCAUUCCGAGGUUUUGCGGGCGAUGUUCAAGCAUUCGAUGGAAGAAACUAAGAACGGUCGAAUGAAACUGUUGGAUGCAUGCCCUGAGGCUGUCGCGCACAUGCUAUACUAUAUGUAUUCGGGAGCUCUACCGCAGGAAUUCGAAUACGAGCACGCCUCGCCAUUGAUGCAGAUUGCUGAUAAGUAUGCUCUCGAUCAACUUAAAAUGCUGUGUCAAGAGAAGCUGAUCCAAAGGUGAGCAGAAAAUUAAAAAAAAAAACGUUUGGUACCUAAAUUUAAUUUACAUUUAUGUUUCAGGCUCAAUGCGAGUAAUGUGAUUACUAUGUUGAUCAUGGCAGAUUACCAAAACGCUCCUCUUCUCAUGGAUGCUUGUAUCCCGGUGGUAAGUCUAUUAUAAUUUAAUGUUUUUAUAAAUUCUUCUAGCGGAUUUUAUUUAUUCUUUUAGAUUAAAGCAAAUAGUCGUCGCAUAAUCUCUAGUCCGGAUUGGAACACUUUGAAGACCAACAACCAGAAGCUCGUGAACUCAGUUCUGGAGAAGAUCGUGGUCCAAGAUGAUUCCCCUCCACAAAAACGACUCAGACUUACACAUUCCAACCAAAUGCAACGUUGA